This is a messenger RNA of Fusarium venenatum, 1314 nucleotides long. Its product is annotated as voltage-dependent anion channel-domain-containing protein. Gene Ontology annotation, biological process: malate transmembrane transport. The record is from RefSeq and is a predicted model, not a curated record. Gene Ontology annotation, cellular component: membrane. Gene Ontology annotation, molecular function: malate transmembrane transporter activity. NCBI's taxonomy places the organism in Eukaryota, Fungi, Ascomycota, Sordariomycetes, Hypocreales, Nectriaceae.
AUGUCUCCCAAUAACGACGACACUACGAGCGACGAUCACGAACACGCGACCCAACACCAAAAUGGCUACGCGCGAAACCUCAAUGGCCACCACGUCGAUGUCGAAUUGGGUGCCGAUGCCCGCAAAAAGGCAUUUCCAGGCGAUCAAGAGCCUCCACUACGUCUAAAAGAUCGCGUCGUGCGAGUGACCUGGCAAUGGUUUCCCUGCACAAUGUCAACAGGUGGUCUGGCCAAUCUGUUAGGCGAGCAGCCGUACACCUUUACUGGGCUACAGACAAUUGGCAAGGUUGUCUUCAUUCUAAAUCUUGUUCUAUUCGUAACAUUUACCUGCUUGAUGAUCGCGCGCUUCUGCAUCAAACCACGAGCCUUUGCGACAAGUCUGCAUCAUCCAUCCGAGUCAUUCUUUUUCGGUUCAUUUUGGGUUUCAAUUGCCCUGAUCCUCAAUGGCGCGCAAUCUUAUGGAGGUCCUGCUACGGGAGAAUGGUUCGUCACCGCGAUGAGAGUAAUUUUCUGGAUAUACUACGCUUGUGAGAUGAUUGUCGCUGUAUCUCAGUACCAUAUAAUUUUUGAGACUGAGAGACUGGACAUUUCUGAGGCUCUACCUGCUUGGAUCCUUCCCGCUUAUCCAUUCUUGGUCACUGGUAUUUUGGCUGCCAAGAUAGCGGGCAGUCAGCCUCAGUGGAGCGCAAUCCAGAUCAUUGUCGCAGGCCUCAUGGGACAAGGACUUGGUUGGAUGCUCGCACUUUUUAUCUACGCUGUGUAUUUGUCGCGUCUGAUCCAGCAUCAAUUACCGGCUCCAUCCAAGAGGCCGGGUAUGUUCAUCGCUGUUGGACCUACAGCGUUCACAUGCGCUGGACUCAUCGCACUCGGAACACAAGCCAAGUCCUCUUUGCCAGAUGACUUCCUCGGCAGUUUAAGCUUUCCUAUCGGAGAACUCUGGUAUGGAAUGUCUGUCCCUGUAGGCCUUUUCAUCUGGCUCAUGGCCAUAUGGUUCUCCGCUCUUUCGACUCUGUCAGUUCUCCGAGGUGUCCGCAGCAUGGAAUUUAGUCUGACAUGGUGGGCACUUAUUUUCCCCAACGUUGGACUUGCUCUUGCGACUAUCAACGUGGGAAAGAACCUUAAUUCGCGAGGCAUCCAGGCAUUUGCCUCAGCUUUGACUAUUGUUCUUGUUGCUCUGUGGUUUGUCUGCGCGGCUGCUCAUAUCAGAGCUAUUCUUAGGAGAGAUUUGCUUGCCGUUGGAAAAGACAUGGAUGUGGAGCAUGUCAACAAGCAACACGACAAGAAGCAAGCGAAAAGAAGAUCGAAGUCACAUUGA